Biomphalaria glabrata is the source of this 3579-nucleotide messenger RNA. RefSeq names its product E3 ubiquitin-protein ligase XIAP-like. The record is from RefSeq and is a predicted model, not a curated record. Gene Ontology annotation, cellular component: cytoplasm; nucleus. The transcript is spliced from 11 exons. NCBI's taxonomy places the organism in Eukaryota, Metazoa, Mollusca, Gastropoda, Planorbidae. Gene Ontology annotation, molecular function: ubiquitin protein ligase activity; cysteine-type endopeptidase inhibitor activity involved in apoptotic process. Gene Ontology annotation, biological process: positive regulation of protein ubiquitination; regulation of cell cycle; negative regulation of apoptotic process. The coding region runs from base 643 to 2610 and encodes 655 amino acids.
GCCCCAACGUAGCCAAGGAGGGUUUUGAGUUUAAAAUCCCCUUCCAGGAGGUUUUUGCGAUUAAACCACCUUUUAUAUAAACAAAAACAAAAAACAAAAAAAUUCCAAGAGCAUAGCUCUUUACAAUACAAAUCCCUCUUCAAUAUAAGACUAAAGCAUACAUCAGUCACCAGAUUCUAUGAGUGUAGCCAAGAGGCGUUUUGUGAAUAAAACCCCCCUCCAAAGGGCUUUAAGUUAAAACCCCAUACAGAGGGUUUUGAGUUUAAAACCCCACUCCAGCGAAGUUUGAAGCUAAAAACCACCUCUUCAAUAUAACAAAAAGCAAAUUACGCACUCAAAAUUUUAUAAGCGUAACCAAGGGGGUAUAAAUCCCUUAUUCUCCAGAGGGCUUUAAGUUUAAAACAACUCCGGAUGAAAUCCUAUGCCGAACUGGGAAUCGACCACUUAGUGAAGUUGUGAUAGAGCGUCGUAUGACAAAAGGAAUUACGCUUAUCAAGAGUUGCGAUGACAUGGAGGCCAUUACGAGGAAAGCGGAAACAGGGAGAAUUGGCGCCACUCAUCUAAGUCCUAAAAGUCGUUUUAAAGUUAUAAACUAAUCAAGCAAUAAAGGUGCACAAAGAGUGCAAGUAUUACAUUUGGACGAUGGGCUGUCCUGCUCAUAUAGAGUACAUGGAAGAAAUACAAAGACUUCGAACCUUUGCUCUCUUUCCCAGAGCAUCUUUCAUUCAGGUGUCUCCAAUACUGCUUGCUGAGGAUGGCUUUGUCUUUACUGGAACUCGAAACACUACCCGCUGUGUCUACUGCGAGCUGGUCAAGAGCGACUGGACGUCUGCUGAUGAUAUCCAUGAAGUUCACGCGUGCAUGUCACCACGUUGUCCAAUGGUAACGAAGAUAGGUUGUAACAACAAAACAGUACAACCAGAGGACCAAUCCAGCUUUAGCUUCGUCUCUGAUGGUCAUGAAAAUAUUGGGACUUGUCGCGAUGAUGAAGCCCAGAAAAAUCGAUCCAACCAUAAUGCUGAGACACAAAUCAUCCACGCUCAACGUGACCAUGACCAAACAAUCUGUGAACCUAAACAUCUUGAUGUCCACGAUGACAGUGGCAGACAUCCUGACGACUCUUCGCAUGCACAUGCAAGAAUCACGAAUAUUUCGUCAGAAAUACAAAAGCCCAAAGAAAAACAUUUCAAUGCAUCAAGUUUAGAGAAAGAUGAAGCUGUGUUUAUUAAAACGACACCCUCUAAAAAUCCUCCAAGGGAAAUAAUUGAAGUCGAAACCAAUCAGGUUUUGUCACGAAAAGCAAAAAGGGUUGACUAUGCAGUUGAGGAGAGGCGUCUGGAAAGUUUUACUGAAUGGCCUGAAAGUCAUCAUUUAGAGCCUACUAGCCUUGCCAAGUGUGGUUUAUUUUAUGCUGGUUAUGGUGAUUGUGUUCGGUGUUUUUUCUGUGGAGGCGGUUUAAGAAAUUGGAAAGUUGAAGAUAACAUUUGGAUAGAGCAUGCCAGGUGGUUCCCCAAGUGUAAAUAUGUGAUCGACACAGUAGGACAACCAUUUAUCGAUAUGGUUUCGGAUCUGAAUAGCAAAUAUGACCAAAUUGAUCUGAACAUGGUUCUUCAAAAUCUGAGCCAAGAUUAUUGUGAACAUUUCCCAGUUCUAAGCGAAUUGUGGGAUACGUUGUAUGACAAGAAACAGACUUCAGCUUCUUACCAUGACAAUAUUUCCACUGAAGAAAGUAGCACGAAGAAAGCACCGUUCAAGAUGAAGUCACAAAAUAGUGAAGAUCAGAAUACUUCUUUUACGGUCCAAUUGACUUCUAAAGUUCGUAAAAAAUUAGAAGAUAGCUCCUACCUAGGUGUCAUCAUGGACAAACCCAAAACGAAGGAACUAGCUUCCUGGUCUGCUAGAUUUAGUAGAUUUGACAAGUGGCCCAAAGAGCACCAUCUCAGGCCGCAUGUUUUGUGUGAUGCCGGAUUCUACUACGCUGGCUAUGGAGAUUGCUGUCGAUGUUUUUAUUGCGGAGGUGGUCUACGGAAUUGGGAACUUGAAGAUGACGUCUGGGUGGAACACGCUCGAUGCUUCCCAAAGUGUGGCUACAUGAGACAGAAAGCUGGAGAUACUUUUAUAAGCUGUGUACAAAGAUUAAACCAAACCAAAGAGAAAAUUACACUGGCGGAUGUAAUGAAUGAUAUAGGUGAAUCGAAUCUGAUCUUUCACAGAGAUGUCAUGUUCAAGAGUGAUCCGUCCGUACUUUCGAUUGUUGAACAAGGCUUCAAUAAAGAAAUGGUUUUAGAUGUGGCCAAAGAAUUGUAUGAAAAAAAUAUUACAGUAACUUCAGAGUCUCUUCUCAAAAGUCUCACAGAACUAGGUCAAGUCAUACACGAAGCUGACACUAGAACAUUAACUUCAUCAAUAGACAACUCCGAGACAAUAAGAAAAGAGAACCAGGAAUUAAGAGAACAGUCGCUGUGCAAGAUCUGCUUGGACGAGAAAAUGGAGAUUGUCUUCACAUCGUGCGGUCAUCUGGUCUGCUGCACUGAGUGUGCUUCGGCCCUAGACAAAUGUCCAAUAUGUCGAAAAGCUGUCACGGGAAAAGUCAGAGUUCAUAUGAGUUGACACUAAAUGUUGAACAUGUUUGUACAAGAAGGAUGAAAGUAAAUCACCUUCACCUGUCCAUUAGACUGUUGGGUAGACUGUUGGGGCACCACAUAUGAUCAGUGGAACGUCUUUCUUCAUUUUGUCAUUGUCGUUUGCCAGUAACAAUGUUUCUUCCUUAGAGAGGCCCGGCCAUUGUUAUAUGUUCUCUUUCUCUGGUUCUACAGUCGCUUCCUUUGUCUGCCUCUCUUUUUCUGGUUCUCCAGUCGCUUCCCUUAUCUGCCUCUCUUUUUCUAGUUCUCCAGUCGCUUCCCUUAUCUGCCUCUCUUUUUCUGGUUCUCCAGUCGCUUCCCUUAUCUGCCUCUCUUUUUCUGGUUCUCCAGUCGCUUUCCUUAUCUGCCUCUCUUUUUCUGGUUCUCCAGUCGCUUCCCUUAUCUGCCUCUCUUUUCUGGUUCUCCAGUCGCUUCCCUUAUCUGCCUCUCUUUUUCUGGUUCUCCUCUCUUUUCCUUUGUCUGCCUCUCUUUUUCUGGUUCUCCUCUCACUUCCUUUGUCUUCUCUCCUUCUCUCGUUUUAGUACCUGCUUAAAAGUCUUUGCCAGCCCUAUGGAGAGACCUAUAACAUUUUAUGGACAAAUAAAACCGUGUGUACAGCAUUCUUUAGGAACAACUUCUAAAAAACAGAUUUGGAGGAAUGAAGUAGGAUAAAACUGAGAGGCGGAAAUGUUUUUGAGUGAACUGAGAAAGAAAAUAUGAAAUUCUAAACUAGCUGGCGGAAAACUUAGAAUAAAGAGUAAAUAUUGUGAGAAAAAGACUUUUAAGAAAUCGUCUGUAUCUAGACAAUAUGGAGAAUGAAAUUAACUCUUGUACUAAACACUAUUAUUUGUAAGCUGUACCUGUAUAUCUUUUGUACUGGUGAGCUUAAAUUACUUUGUAAUUUUAAAUUUCAUUUAGGUGAAUUAUAUAAUGAAUAAUAAAUGGUUCAUGUUUGCCA